AUGAAUGAAAACGCUGAUUUAACAUCGGCAGACCCAGAUGGACUUACCAGUAUUCAUUAUGCCUGUAUGAGUGGGAACAAAAUCAUAGCAAAGACUGUCUGUGAAAAAGCUCCCGAUAUGAUCAAUGACCGUGACAGUCAGGGAGUGACAUCAGCGUUGAUAGCCUCUGAAAUGGGUCAUGAUAAAAUCCUACAGCUUCUUGUAUCCAAGGGAGCAGACGCCACUCUGUGUGACAACCAAAAUCGGAACUGUCUGCAUGUUGCAAGCUGUGCAGGACGUCUCUCCACAGUCAAAUAUCUCCUUGGGCUGGAGCGGUUCAACAUAAACUGCCGUGGUGGGAGAUUCAAACAAACACCUGUCAUGAUGGCGGUCCUGAAUGGACAUGACGAGGUGUAUAAUCGCCUUGUGUGUGAAGAAGCUGAUCUGUCACUUUGUGAUACAAACAACAGGGACUGCUUGAUGUUGGCGAGCGAAGGUGGACACACAUCUAUAGUUGCAAACCUGCUGUCAAUGAACACGUUUGAUAUCAACAGGAAGAGGAAGUGGGACGAGCAAACUGCAGUUAUGCUCGCAGCUAAAGGUGGUCAUUUUGACGUGUACAAUCUUCUUGUGACAAAGGAAGCUGAUCUGUCCAAGUCAGAUCUGUUCAAUAGCGACUGUCUAGUUUGGGCAUGUAUCGGAGGGAACGUCAAGAUUGUACGUCACUUGUUGUCUAUGGAACUUUUUGACAUCAAUGAAAGAUAUCGCUUGAAAUUAACUCCAAUCAUGCAUGCAGUGUACUCUGGACACUAUGAGGUUUUAAUCUCCUGGUGGAAAAUGGAGCUGAUCUGUCUCUUAAAGAUGCUGAAGACCAAGACUGCCUUAUAUGGGCAUGCAAGGGAGGUAACGCAUCAAUAG
Molecule: messenger RNA, 897 nt
Organism: Haliotis rubra (blacklip abalone)
Lineage: Eukaryota; Metazoa; Mollusca; Gastropoda; Lepetellida; Haliotidae
Product: ankyrin repeat domain-containing protein 17-like
Exons: 1
Coding region: 1-897 (298 amino acids)
Molecular function (GO): protein binding
Source: RefSeq, a predicted model, not a curated record